AUGCAGAGAGCCUCGCGGCUGCAGAGGGAGCUCUCACUCCUGGCUACGGAGCCCCCGCCCGGCAUCACCUGCUGGCAGCACCACCACAGCCAGCUGGACGAGCUGCGAGCACAAAUUUUAGGAGCUGCAGACACACCAUAUGAGAAAGGAAUCUUCAACCUGGAAAUAGUUGUUCCUGAAAGGUAUCCAUUUGAGCCCCCAAAGAUUCGCUUUCUGACCCCCAUCUACCACCCUAACAUUGACUCUGCUGGAAGGAUUUGCUUGGAUGUUCUCAAGUUACCCCCAAAGGGUGCCUGGAGGCCUUCCCUGAACAUCUCCACACUGCUGACCUCCAUACAGCUGCUGAUGGCUGAGCCCAACCCUGAUGACCCUCUCAUGGCAGACAUUUCCUCAGAGUUCAAGUACAACAAGCAGCUGUUCCUGCAGAAUGCCAGGGAGUGGACACAGAAAUAUGCCAGCCAGCAGGCCAGG
Messenger RNA from Indicator indicator, 471 nucleotides. It is a transcript of the gene UBE2T, whose product is annotated as ubiquitin conjugating enzyme E2 T. NCBI's taxonomy places the organism in Eukaryota, Metazoa, Chordata, Aves, Piciformes, Indicatoridae. The record is from RefSeq and is a predicted model, not a curated record. The annotation marks the transcript as partial. The transcript has 5 exons.